Molecule: messenger RNA, 932 nt
Organism: Parasteatoda tepidariorum (common house spider)
Lineage: Eukaryota; Metazoa; Arthropoda; Arachnida; Araneae; Theridiidae
Gene: glob1
Product: globin 1
Molecular function (GO): oxygen binding; heme binding
Source: RefSeq, a predicted model, not a curated record
UUUCAGAUACAGUGAGGAGGAGGUUUAUUUUCUCACUGGUAAUCUAGAUAUCUAGUGUGAAAGUUGUUGUUCAUCUAGACUUUCAAUGGGUUUCAUAUUUAGUAAAUUGUGGACUCCGGCAAAUUACGAUGACCCAGAUCCGGCCACUGGGCUGACCCCUAGACAAAGGGACACAGUCCAGAAUACGUGGAAAAUUGUUAGGUCAAACAUCAAAGAAAAUGGAUUGACAUUUUUUGUUAAAUUUUUUCAUAAAUAUCCUGAAUACCAGAAACUUUUUCCAUUUGCUGACGUUCCUCUAGAAAAGUUGCGUGACGAUAAGAAAGUUUUAGCCCAUGCAAUGGCGGUCAUGUAUGCUUUGAAUUCCAUUGUUGAUAGUCUUGGCGAUGUUGACUGUCUUGUUCAAAUUUUAGUACGAAUAGGAUCAGGCCACAAACCUCGAAGUAUUCAACCAAUUCAUUUUGAGAAUCUUGCCAGUUUUCUGGUCAGUUUUCUAAUCGAAGCCCUUGGAAAGAGCGUUAUGGACGACAGUGCUGUAGAAGCUUGGCGCACAGCUUUCAAAGCAGCAAAUGGCAUUAUCAUAAAUGCUUUACAAAAUGCUUAAUAAAUGACUGUAGCUUUGGUAUUUGUAAAAAGAAAAUAUUAGCUACAUUUAUCCACUUUUGGAAUUUGUUUUUGUUUUGUUUUUUUGUAUUGUUAUAUAACUAUAAAAGCAUUAGCUAUUUGUUUUUCUUAAAGUGAUUUUGAUGUAAAAAAGCUUUUCUUUACAUCAAAAAAAGUUAAAGAAAAACAAAUUUAAACUUAAAAAAACUGUUGUUUAAAUUUUCUGGUUUACGUAUUUUUUGUGAAAAGCUAAGAUAAUACUUUCUUACAAGAAGACUUUGUUUGCAGAAAUAUACUUCUCAAAAACAGUUAAUAAAAUCAAAAUAUUGUUA